UCUGUGCUGCAUGAUGCAUUGGAUUGCUACAGUCUGGAGGAGAGCAAAAUAACCAUUUCGUUCUUGUGGUGAUUUGCAUAGCUUGCGGCACAAUGCCAGAAAGACUAACGGACAUGCUUAUGGAUACCUGGACUCCCUUAGUAAUACUAUGGAUUACUGUCCUGCCUUCCAUUUAUAUGGCUCCAAUGAAUCAAUCUCAAGUACUACCAAGUGGAUCCAGUACAGGACUAAAAAGGCUAACUGGAGAAGAAAGAGUUUUGAACCGUUCCAAGAGAGGCUGGGUUUGGAAUCAGAUGUUUGUGCUGGAAGAAUUUUCUGGACCUGAACCAAUUCUAGUUGGCCGGUUACACACAGACCUGGAUCCUGGCAGCAGCAAAAUCAAGUACAUCCUGUCAGGAGAUGGAGCUGGAACAAUCUUUGUGAUCAAUGACAAGACUGGAGACAUUCACGCCAUGAAAAGGCUUGACCGUGAGGAAAAAGCCGAAUACACUCUCACGGCUCAAGCAGUCGACAGAGACACAAAUCAACCUCUGGAGCCUCCUUCAGAAUUCAUCAUUAAGGUUCAAGACAUCAAUGACAACCCCCCAGAAUUUGUGGAUGGGCCUUACCAUGCCACAGUUCCAGAAAUGUCUCUUGUAGGCACCUUUGUUACUAAAGUAACAGCUACAGAUGCAGAUGAUCCAGUUUAUGGAAACAGUGCCAAACUGGUUUACAGCAUUCUGGAAGGACAGCCUUACUUUUCCAUUGAGCCACAUACAGCUAUAAUUAAAACAGCCCUUCCCAACAUGGACAGAGAAGCCAAAGAAGAAUACUUUGUGGUCAUCCAAGCAAAGGACAUGGGAGGACAUAUGGGUGGACUCUCUGGAACUACAACAGUGACAAUUACGCUCACUGAUGUCAAUGACAAUCCUCCUAAGUUUGCACAGAGUCUGUAUCACUUCUCAGUAACGGAAGAUGUUGCUCUUGGUGAACCAAUAGGAAGGGUGAGAGCAAAUGACCUGGAUACUGGAGAAAAUGCUAAAUCAUCCUACGAUAUUAUUGAAGGAGAUGGAAUGGAUUUAUUUGAAAUUACCACAGAUGCCCAAACUCAGGACGGCAUUAUUAGAGUGAGAAAGCCACUGGACUUUGAGACCAAAAAAUCCUAUACUCUCAAGGUAGAAGCAGCCAACAUUCAUAUUGAUCCUCGCUUCAUCAGUGGAGGACCAUUCAAGGAUACAGCAACGGUUAAAAUUGUAGUAGAGGAUGCUGAUGAGCCACCAGUCUUUUCAUCACCUACUUACCUACUGGAAGUGCAUGAAAAUGCUGCUAUUAACUCUGUGAUUGGUCAGGUGACUGCCCAUGACCCUGAUGUGUCUUCCAGUCCUAUAAGGUUCUCCAUUGAUCGGCAUACAGACCUUGAGAGGCAGUUCAACAUUAAUGCAGAAGAUGGGAAAAUAACUUUGGCAACACCACUGGACAGAGAAACAAAUAUGUGGCACAACAUAACCAUUGUAGCUACUGAAACCAGGUACGCAGUCGAAAUACCCUCCUCACACUCCACCUGGUUAGCGGGGAAUCACAGUCAGGUGUCCCGGGUGCCUGUCGUUAUCAAAGUUCUUGAUGUAAAUGACAACGCCCCCGAGUUUGCCUCAGAGCAUGAAGCCUUUUUAUGUGAGAAUGGGAAGCCUGGGCAAGUAAUUCAGAUUGUCAGUGCAGUUGACAAAGAUGAUCCUAAAAAUGGGCAUUACUUCCUGUACAGUCUUCUUCCUGAAAUGGUAAACAAUCCAAACUUCACCAUCAAGAAAAAUGAAGAUAACACUCUCAGCAUAUUGGCAAAGCACAGUGGAUUCAGCAGGCAGAAGCAAGAAGUUUACCUACUGCCAAUCAUAAUCAGUGACAGUGGGAAUCCUCCCAUGAGCAGCACCAGCACUCUGACCAUUCGGGUCUGUGGUUGCAGCAGCGAUGGCAUUGUCCAGUCCUGUAAUGUGGAAGCAUACGUCCUCCCCAUCGGACUCAGCAUGGGAGCCCUCAUUGCAAUCUUAGCCUGCAUCAUUUUGCUGCUAGUCAUUGUGGUGCUCUUUGUGACACUGAGACGACACAAGAACGAGCCUCUAAUCAUCAAAGACGAUGAAGAUGUGAGGGAAAAUAUAAUUCGCUAUGAUGAUGAAGGAGGUGGAGAAGAAGACACAGAAGCUUUCGACAUUGCGACUUUGCAAAAUCCCGAUGGAAUUAAUGGAUUUUUGCCUCGUAAGGAUAUUAAGCCUGAUCUGCAGUUUAUGCCCAGGCAGGGUCUUGCACCUGUUCCUAACGGUGUCGAUGUCGAUGAGUUCAUUAAUGUAAGGCUUCACGAAGCCGACAAUGAUCCCACAGCUCCACCGUAUGACUCUAUCCAGAUUUAUGGCUACGAAGGAAGAGGGUCAGCGGCUGGUUCCCUUAGCUCAUUGGAGUCCUCUGCAUCAGACUCAGAUCAGAAUUUUGACUACCUCAGUGAAUGGGGUCCUCGCUUUAAAAGACUUGGAGAACUUUACUCAGUUGGAGAAAGUGACAAAGAAACUUGACAGUGGAUCAGAAACUUUUUCACUGUUGACUUAACGAACAUGUAAUAUUCUAGGGCCACUGCUGUUAGUUAAAACUGAUGUGGCUUUUUGUUUUAGAGGCAAGUUUAGCGCCAGUCAUCUAUAAAAUCGACUACAUUGUAAUGUUGAACCAAAAACAAAAAGUAUAUGUUAGGAGGUUAAGUCUUGUGGAGUGUGAAGUAAAGUAUGUGGAGUGUCUAGAAGUCUUUGGAUAUUUGAUAUUCACUUGACCACUCUGAAGAUGGAGAUUUGGAUCUUUGAUUAUCUUCAGCGAAUUGAAAAGAACAAAAAGAAAUUGGUGCUUUCUUGGAAAAUGGACUUGCAGGGAUUUUGCUGUUGAACAGUAGCUCCUGCCAGUAUGUGUAAAGCUAAUUGUUUGUUUCUGCAUUGCCAACAAAGAUCCUGCCACAGAAAUGUUAAAAGCAAUAUCUCGGUCUUCUUAGCAAUGCUGACUAGAAAUAGCAUUGUAAAUUCCUACUGGCUUCUGCUGUGCAGUGACCAUACAUUGUACAUACAGUAAUUGUUGGCCAUGUAACCACAGACUGAAUAUCAUCUUUAAAUAUUGUGUCAAGCCUUAAAAUAUUCACAUGUUCUUAAUCCAUUCCAGUGAUGGGUAAUAAAUCCUACUAAUGUGCAGAGAUUCCGAGGCAGGGCUGCAAAACCUUGCUUUACCAAAAGGAUCUUUUCUCUAGAAGAAGGAUCAAUCCUGUGCUUCGUCUUCUGAAAGGAAACUGUGAAAGUGGACGGACUUACAUAGGUGAAAGAACUGCUGAUUUUAUUGCUAAAGAGCGAAUUUAUUUGUUUAAUCUUUGAAAUAAAUAUUUUAUUGAUGUCCAUUACUGCUUUUAUUUAUUGAGACAGAUAAGCUCUAGAGUGAGAUUACGAAGGAGACUAAAUUAUAUCCGUUAGAUUUUCCUUUUCUUUCUUUUCUAUAUAUAAUGUAUGUUGAAUACAUGUACAUUUUGAAGACAAAAAUGACAAAAUGUUGGAGGUUCAAGCAGUAACUGAAUUUUAAGAGAAUGCUGGCAGGAAUAAAACUUUCCCAGAGAAAACUUUUGACAGUUUUAUAUCUUCUUCUAUAAAUCUAGUACCUGGUGUUUUUAAUACAAGCACAAACAGCUGGAAGUAAACUGGUUCAUGUGAAUAUUUAAACUAUAGACUUUUAGAAAUCCACACAUAACACAGUACAGUUAAAACAAAACAAAACAUGCUUAUAGUUCUCCACUGUAUUAGAGCAGGAACCAGUGUGUACAUAAUUUUACUGCUUAUGUUAUUAGCAUUUCUUUUCUAUAAUAUUCAUAGUGAUGCACCAGGGCUCUUGCACACAGAGAAAGAACAACACUAGAAGCUGCAAGCAUACUCAAUUUGUAAUGCAAACUUGCCAUUUAGAAGUAGCAAUUGUAUAAUAAAACUGCGUAUUACAUGCAAAUCAUUUUAAUUUUCUACUUUGUUUUGAAGCUAUAUUAUUGUUUGUUUAUUUACUCUGUGUAUUGUAUUCAGAGAAACUCCUGUAUUGUUUCCUACUUUGUGAAAUAUAUUUUUAUAAAUA
Pogoniulus pusillus (Red-fronted tinkerbird) is the source of this 4104-nucleotide messenger RNA. RefSeq names its product cadherin 8 (gene CDH8). Bases 93 to 2537 code for a protein of 814 amino acids. Gene Ontology annotation, cellular component: catenin complex; adherens junction; axon terminus. The transcript is spliced from 12 exons. Gene Ontology annotation, molecular function: cadherin binding; calcium ion binding. NCBI's taxonomy places the organism in Eukaryota, Metazoa, Chordata, Aves, Piciformes, Lybiidae. The record is from RefSeq and is a predicted model, not a curated record. Gene Ontology annotation, biological process: cell morphogenesis; synaptic transmission, glutamatergic; homophilic cell-cell adhesion.